Molecule: messenger RNA, 7817 nt
Organism: Pectinophora gossypiella (pink bollworm)
Lineage: Eukaryota; Metazoa; Arthropoda; Insecta; Lepidoptera; Gelechiidae
Gene: Apaf-1
Exons: 26
Coding region: 460-5049 (1529 amino acids)
Biological process (GO): regulation of apoptotic process
Molecular function (GO): ADP binding; protein binding
Source: RefSeq, a predicted model, not a curated record
ACAAAAGUACGAACUAUUUUUUUCUACUGAAGCACGUGGCAAGGAACAUUGUCUGCUCGCUUCGGAGCUCUGAACCUCGCUUCCUGCUAGACAUGCAACUAAGCUUUGCUAAAGCGAAACACGCGGCCGGUGACGUCGUUAGCUAUCUGGAGAGCGACCUUGCCUACUUCUGGACGUGGAUCGUAGCUAUGCUAAAGGUCUACCAGAGCUUGAGACACUGCCUUGGUUAUGAUGUAGCACGUGAAAAGAAAGAUACAUCCGAGGAUGACAAAGUAUGGAGGACAUUGUGACGAAACAGCGGGCGUCACUCCUCUCAGAAAGACCCAACGCGGCUGUGACCUGCUGCGGAGCUGGUACAGACACAAACAAACCAGAGGCCAUUGGAGUGAAGAUGGAUAUGAUGAAUCACAUUGUGGAUGGUUACCAGUCCAUCGCCAACAUGAGCGAUAACCCGUCACGAUGGAUGUUAAGUACAGGAUGUUGCUGCUGCAACAUCAGCACGACAUCAUCCAGGACCUAGACGUGUCCUACAUACUAGACGAGCUCUACACCAAGAACGCCAUCACACACGAUGACUUUGAUCACAUAUUUUCACUGACGGACCGAGUAGACCGGACCAGAUACUUGAUAGAGACAAUAGUACAGAAUGGUAACAACGAAGUGUUUGAGGCCUUCGUAGACAGUCUGUCGAAGGACUACAGGUGGCUGUGGGAGAAACUGUCCGGAGAGAACAUCGAGCUGAUGCCUGCGGACUUUGAAGACAGCCUCAGCAGGGGCGAUGUACCCAGGCUGCCUGACCAUCAUGUGAAGAGAAUUGCCGUCCAACAAAAUGUAGCUGAGAAACUGAAGGCCCUGAUGCGACACAACUUCCUAGUGCUCCACGGAAUGUCAGGGUCUGGCAAGACGUCAGUGGCUAUCAGCGUUCUGAGGGACAACGCCGACCUGAUCACCAGCAACUUUAACGGCGUUGUCUUCUGGAUCAAUCUGGGCAACGCCAGGACUGAAGACGACAUUAUUGCUCAACAGAACAAAUUAUACCGGAAAGUGUCAUCGAUAUACGCGCAUAACUCGUACAUGAACUCUUCUGUGUCCAUGUCGAGUAUAGGAUCCAACGCUGACACCCAUUCACUAUCCAGUUACGACUGGAACUGGCAAGAACUGAGGGACAAAUUGAAGAGACAGUUCUCUGAACCAACGUUGAAAGAAGCCCUGUUGGUGCUAGAUGAAGUCAACGUGAAGAAAUGCGUGGAAGCUUUCGAUAUUGGGUGUAAAAUUUUGAUUACCACGCGAGAUACCGAUGUCGUGUCGAAUUUUCAUCCGACUAUUGUUAAGAUUGAGAACAAUUUCACAGAAAGAGAAACUCUAGAGCUGUUCGCCUCCUGCCUCGACGUUAAAGUCAACCAACUCCCGCGCCAAGCUAAGAAGUUGCACGAAAUAUGCAAAGGCAGCCCCUUCCACAUAGCCCUGAUUGGGGCGCAACUAGCCGAAAAUAAAGAGCGAUUCAAUGAUGAUCGUCGACAGUGGAAUUACUAUCUCAGUCGGUUGGAGAAAAAGGAGUUCUUUUUCUUAACAAAAAACAAUAACGACCCAAUGAAAACGAUAGAAGUCUGCAUCAAGUCACUGAAACCCAACGUACUGCCGCUAUUCAAGAUGCUCACAGUGUUGCCAGACAACGCUAAAAUAUCGGCUAAAGUCCUGAGCAAACUGUGGAACAAAGAAGUGAACGAAGUUGAAUCAAUAAUGAAGCAACUGCGAAGCAAGUCCCUUAUCAUAGAGAUUUACGAUCACGAUCAAAGGAACUACUUUUACGAAAUACAUGAUCUGAUAAUGAGUUGUUUACGAACAUGCUCAAGCGAUGAAGAAGUAAAGAAACUCCACGGGGAAUUCCUCAAAAGUUACAACUAUGACAACGUUAAUAAACCACCAGUGGAUAUUGUGGACGAUGGAUACAUAGCAUUUUACAUCGGCUACCACAUACUAAACACGAAGAAUUUAAACAAUAAAUGGCAGUUGUUUAAUAAACUAUUCUUGGAUUUGAAGUUCUUGGGAAACAAAGUGCGGUUGACCGGGCCGGCCGAUGUGAUAUUGGACUUGCAGAAAUAUGAGAACUAUAUUGCUGAUGAUGACUUUGAUAAAGAGCUGCUAUACAAUGUCAAGAGCUACUUGAGCACUCAUGGUAUUGAUUUAUACCGGUAUCCGUGCACAGACAUCGUCCAAAGUAUACUACAACAUGAAGUAAAAGGGAACCUGUACACGAAAGCCUUGCAAGUAGCCACCGAAAAAUGCGCCAAAAAUGAACUUUACUUCGAGUUUCUACAUGAACAAGACGUGGAAGAGAUCAAGCCGUCCAAUAUAGAUGUUAAAGAGAUCAUAACCUCUGUAUGUUUCCUUGGAGACUACGCUCUUGUUGGAACUAUGACUGGAGUCAUCAAGUUCUUCCAAAUAUCAACGAACAAGUUAAAGAAGGAGCUCCCCGGCAGUGGGUCGGCCAUCAAAUGGAUCGGCGCGUGUCCCGUCAACCCGCCCAUAGUGGCCGCGCUGUCGUACGACGCGCUCAUCAAGCUGUGGUACAUCGACGACUUCGAACAAGGAGACGCUGAGAGCGUUAUUGAAGAAGAGCCAGAAGAACCAUACAACAACAACUACCCAAGCAACGUGACCAUUCAACCGAAGCGCGGGCAUUUCAUCAACUGCAGAUGGGCGAAUAACGAGGAAGUCCUUAUAGCGCAUACGAGCAAACUUAUCAUCACUUACGACCCAACUGGGAAAGUUCUAAAAGUCGUCGAUUGCAUGGAAAGGGAUAAAGAAAUACUAUGCUGUAUACCGUGCAACAAAGAUAGAAAUGCGAUCAUAGCAACCAGUGGCACCACGCAAAGUUUAGAAGUGAUAGACUUGGUGACGAAAGAACGAAUCAUGGCUUAUGAAGAGACUGAUAUUUUGAUGGAUAUCUUGACCGUCCCGGGAACCAACAAGAUAAUAACACUCAAACAGAAGGAGGUAAUGGUGUUGGACUUCAAGCACAGUUCUGGGUUGACGCACUGGAACGUGUGUGAGUGCAAGAGGGUGAUAUCGAGUGACGACGUGAAAGAAGAUUUGACGUUUUUAUCCGUCGCCGUAAACAAGUCUGGGACGCUUCUAUUCGUUUCCACAGACGAUAGUCGUGUGAUCUGCGUGGAUCUGAAGACUAAUUUUCGGGUGUUUGAUUUAGAUAAUCGGAGGGGGAACGUGAUAUCUAUGGCUGUGAGCGAAGUGUUUGACGAUUUCAUGCCAGGGUCCGAUGUGCUGCUAACCGGCACGGGGACCAUAGAGAACACAGCCAAAGUAUGGUACUUGGAUGCCGCUUACGUGUCACAUACUACUAGGAAUGGCAAAACCCGUCUAACAACAAAAUUCGACGUGAGUUUCGUCCACACCCUGACCCCACAAACGCCCAUCAACUCCGCCACAAACAGCGCAGCACAGAGUACAUCAAAUACGCCUAAGAGACACCAAUCCUUCGUCAACCAUAGAGAGGUUGAGAAGAAGGUUGCUACAAAGACAAUGAGUCUGGACAGGCACUCGUUGAAACCGCUCGUGUUGAAGGGAAUACGACAUGAGAACGGAGAGGAGAGUUCACAGCCCUUGCUCGCUGUGGUCGACGAUAAAAACAAUAUACAGAUAAUGCGAGGGCGAAAAGUCCUUACAGAAAUACCAGCGAAAGUUGACGAACAGAUCACUACUGUCAAGAUAUCACCAUGCAACCAGUACAUUCUAUAUGGCCUUAAAAACGGGAACGUUAUCAAAUACACUCUCCGAUCUAAGGAGUCGAAAGCCAUAAUGGACGUGUACAGUCCAGUGCAGUAUUUGAACUUUGUCAAUGCUAACCUGUUAAUGGUAGCGGGGAAGAACAGAUGUCUGAUGGCGUAUAGACUGACCGAUGAUGGUGUUUGGAAACCUGAGAUGAUGCAGCCGGGAAACACGCAUCUUGGAUCGCAGGAGAUUUUGAACGAUAUUCAAGGCAAGAGAAAGAUCAACCCUUCAGAUCGUCUAUCGGAUUCUGGUAGUGAUAUAAGUGUGGGGUCCAAAGACCGGAUGUUUCCAAACGGUGAUUCCAGGAGUCUUUCUAAGAGCAGCGGAGUCGUCGACUGCUUCUGGGUACAGGGUGUUGGUCUUAUAACCGUGGAAAGCAACGCAACUAUAAAGCUAUGGGGCCCAGACUUGAAACUGAUCAGUGUGCUCAACGGGAGACAAACAGACAUAAGAAUAAACAGUACGGCGUUUCAGAAGGACCGUCUUGUUAUUUGUGAUGACAGUAAAAGGUUUCAGACAUUUGAACUAAGAAUCGGCGAUGCAAUAGAGCUGCACCUCAUUCAGGAGUACAAACUGAACAAUAGAAUCAUAUCGUGCGAUCUAACCGCUGAUGGAGUGGUGUUGGCCAUGGGUCUUGAUUCGGGCGAUGUUGUGCUAUGGAAUGUACGCGGCAAACGUCAACUCCACCUACUGAAGCAUCACAAAACGAAAGUCCAAUACUGUUCGUUCUCUCCGGUACCAGACCGUCUGGUCCGCAGCAAUGGUCUUAAUACGAGUCUGAACUCUCCCUCUUCGCAAAACGCCCAUCCACCUUCAUAUGCGGAAGGGGAUGAUGAACAACCGCCUUUAGUCUUGGUGACUAUGGCUUCGGAGAUCGUUUGGUGGAACGUCACGUAUUUGAUCAAGAUGAGGGCUAACAAGACUCUUUGGAGAAUCGGCUUUAACGUAGUGACUCCCGUCGUAAGUCCAAUCAGCGAUGUCGGUAGGAGCGAGCUGACGCCACAUAUGAGCAAUAUGAGCAUAGACUCGCCCCAUAACUUCUUCUUCGGUGACGUGUGCAACGCACAGGAAUGUUGGAAAGCUAAUUGGAAACGGAAAACAUACAAAGAAGGAUCGAAACGCAAGGAGAUCCUUGCGUGCAUCAAGCUGUCAGGUAUGAACGCUAAGAAGCUGUGUCACGACGAUAAAUUCUCGUGUUUCGUGACAGUCGACAACCCCGGAUACAUACACAUCAUGAACGUCAUGAAAACACAUACAUAGCAGUUGUAGUAUACUUACUCAACUCGAGAUUUUUCUUAUGAUUACGAGUUAUGAAUUUGGAUGAAAUGUUUUAUAGUAAAGUCCGAGCCACGGAAGAAGUUCCGCGACCGCGGCGCUGGUGUCUUCCUUAAUUGUUAUGACUCGUCAAUUAGUUCCAUUAAAAUCCGCAGGACUUCUUCCGUGGCGCGUUCUCUAUGUUCGUUUGACAGAGUUUGAACACCGAGUCGUUCAUUCAUUCUUUUAAGUUCUCUUUUACACAAAGUGUUGUUGUAAUCUUGAACACUUGAAACGUUUUUUUUUUUAAAGAACAAAGAAGUGAUCCUAAUCUGUCAAUCAUACAAAUACGUCAUCGAAUCUACAUUUGAGUCUUAUUUAGAGAACUAUUUAACAUUUCACAAUCAUAAGGAAAAAGAAAAAUAUCGGAGCAUAUAACAUUAAGUGAAACAGGUGCUGUGAUUGCAAAACAGAUAUUGCGCACAAAAUAAAACAUUGAACAAACACAAAAAAAUUCAAAACAAAAGAGUCUAAACAUUCUUUCACGCGGGAUAAACGCAUCUUAGCAUUCAUUUUAUACAAAUGUACGCUACCUGCAUUAAAUUCUAAAGAUGUCCAACUUAAAGUUGAACUACAUCUUGCUGCACCGCAUCGCACUUCCCUAUGCUUCUAUCCUCUUUUAUCAUUCAGAACCGUCUUCAGAUGCUAGAGCGAGAUAAUGCGACUGCAUGAGCGGAGAUUCGCUCCCUCUCUGACAAAUGUCGGUUCUGAGUGACAGAAAAAGAGAAGCAUAGGAAAGUGCGAUACGGUGCGGCCUCAUAAAGUCAAAUCCUUACUCUCUCUUUCUCAUAAUUCUGAUUAUAAAGUGACAAGAGUGAUAUAUGAACAUCAUCAGCCGUAUGACGCCCAAUGCUGGGCAUAGGCCUCCCCCAAGGAUCUCCACGACGAUCGGUCCUGCGCUGCCCGCAUCCAGCGGCUUCCCGCGACCUUCACCAGAUCGUCGGUCCACCUUGUAGCGGGCCUACCCACUGAGCGUCGUCCGACACGUGGUCGCCACUCCCGAACCUUUCCGCCCCAUCGGCCAUCGGUUCUCCUCGCUAUGUGUCCUGCCCACUGCCACUUCAGCUUUGCAAUUCUCCGAGCUAUGUCGGUGACUUUAGUUCUCCUGCGGAUCUCCUCAUUUCUGAUUCGAUCCAGCAGGGAAAUACCGAGCAUAGCUCUCUCCAUUGCCCGCUGAGCGACACCGAGCCUCCUCACGAGACCCAUAGUAAGCGGCCACGUCUCACUGCCGUAGGUCAUCACUGGCAACACGCAUUGGUCAAAGACUUUCGUCUUGAGACACUGAGGUAUUCUGGACGAGAAGAUAUUCCGCAGCUUCCCGAACGCUGCCCAUCCGAGUUGGAUCCGACGAGAGAUCUCUUUCUCGAAGUUGGACUUACCUAACUGGAUUAUUUGUCCUAGGUAAAUGUACUGGUCUACAACUUCGAGUGUAACGUUCCCAACCUGAACUGGAGUGGGUGCGACAUGGUCGUUGGACAUAAUUUUUGUCUUUGCCAUGUUCAUGCUAAGACCCACUCGUUGGGAUGCGUUACUGAGAUGCUCGAGCAUGGUGUUCAGGUCUUCCAGGGUCUCAGCCAUUAGGACUAUAUCAUCGGCAAAUCGAAGGUGCGUCAGGUACUCGCCGUUGAUGUUGAUGCCAAAUCCUUUCCAGUCCAGAAGCUUAAAAAUAUCCUCCAAUGCAGCAGUGAACAGUUUCGGAGAGAUGACAUCUCCCUGUCUCACUCCUCGCUGCAGUUGGAUCGGAUUAGAGCUCUGGUUCUGUACUCGAACUGACAUAGUGGCAUUUUGGUAGAGGUCCCUUAGCACCUCGAUGUACCUAUGGUCCACUUGGCACCUCUGAAGAGACUGCAACACCGCCCAGGUCUCGAUCGAAUCAAAGGCUUUCUCAUAGUCCACAAACGCCAAGCAAAGUGGCAGAUUAUACUCUUCGGUCUUCUGUAUAACCUGCCGCAGCGUAUGGAUGUGGUCUAUAGUGCUAAAGCCUUUCCGGAAACCGGCUUGUUCGGGAGGCUGGAAGUCGUCAAACCUGCAAGCGAGACGAUUCGUAAUGACCCUCGAAAACAACUUGUAGACAUGGCUCAGAAGCGAGAUAGGUCUGUAGUUCUUCAGUAGGGCUUUAUCACCUUUCUUGAAGAACAAGAUCACCUCGCCUCCGCUCCAUGCCCUCGGCGUUUUGCCCUGAAAUAUGACGGAAUUGAAGAGCCUUUGGAGGACUUUAAGUAUUGGCGUUCCGCCCGCUCUCAGAAGUUCUGCUGUGAUUCCGUCAUCUCCUGCCGCUUUGUUGUUUUUGAGUUGUUUGAGGGCCAUCCUAAUCUCGUACAGGCUGACGUCCGGGAUAUCUUCAGUGAACUGAACUGUAUAUGAACUGAAUACCCUAUAUGGAUAAAUACGAAGCAUACUGCCAUACGCAUUUUAAAUCGAUUAUAAACGUGAUAUGAAACUGUUGUAAUAACAUUAAAUAAGUAUAGUCUAAUUUCUGUCGAACAAUUUUAUUUAAUGUUGCUAUUUUAUAGGUAUUUUUACAGUUUUUUAAUGGUUGUACGUGAAAUAAAUGCAACGGAACGUUUCCUAACUUACAACGAUAUGAAAGUAAAUAAUAGAAGAAUCGAUAAAUAAGUUGAAUCAUCGAAUAUAGACGUAAUUGUAUAGUCAAAUUACGAACAAAAGUAGUUCGAUGCUAAGUUUCUAUGUUUCGGAGUUUCUAGUGCCAAUAU